Chaetomium fimeti is the source of this 3604-nucleotide messenger RNA. Its product is annotated as cytochrome P450. Gene Ontology annotation, molecular function: iron ion binding; heme binding; aromatase activity. The record is from RefSeq and is a predicted model, not a curated record. NCBI's taxonomy places the organism in Eukaryota, Fungi, Ascomycota, Sordariomycetes, Sordariales, Chaetomiaceae. The transcript has 5 exons. Gene Ontology annotation, cellular component: cytosol. The coding region runs from base 302 to 3544 and encodes 1080 amino acids.
CAGCCCCAGCACUUUAAGAAUUAGUCGUCCAGGUCCAGGGGUCGACAGGGCAUGGAAAAGCUAUUAAGCUGUUUCGCAGCGGAGACUCGGACGCGCGAUGAUGACGAGAAGCGCGGCUCAACAAUGCCAGGGAGCAGGGAUCCCCGAAGGCGAUGGGCAAAAAAAGGGAUGUGAAACAUGGGUUGGCGGGCAGACACUGGAUAUAAAAGGGCAUGUCCCUCAAGGUGGUCCAUAGCAUAUCCCACCCGUUCAGCACAACAACAGCCCUUGGUGCACAGAAACCGAACGCAUUACACCCAUCAUGCCAGACACAAGUAACACAGCGACAGGCACAACGCCGAUACCUACCCCCCCAGGACUCCCGCUGGUUGGCAACGCUUUCGCCUUCGACUCCGAGCUCCCUCUUCGGACUUUCCAGGACUUCGCCAGAGAAUAUGGGGAAAUCUACCGCCUAAACUUGCCCGCCGGUCCGUCGGUGGUUGUUAGCUCACAAGCACUCGUGCACGAACUAUGCGACGACAAGAGAUUCAAGAAACCUGUUUCUGGCCCGCUCGAAGAGAUCCGGAACGGUGUCCACGAUGGCCUUUUCACGGCCCGAGAAGAAGAGACCAACUGGGGAGUUGCCCAUCGAAUCCUCAUGCCCGCCUUUGGCCCAGGCUCGAUCCAGGGCAUGUUCACAGAAAUGCACGAAAUCGCGGCGCAAUUAGCCCUGAAGUGGGCACGACAUGGCCCCGAUGCGCCCAUCAUGGUGACCGACGAUUUCACGCGCCUCACUCUCGACACGCUGGCCCUGUGCACCAUGAACUUCCGCUUCAACUCGUACUACCACGACGACUUGCAUCCGUUCAUCAGCGCCAUGGGCGAUUUCCUUUCCGAAUCAGGUGCCCGCGCCAUGCGGCCAGCCUUGACCUCGGUAUUUUACCAACAAGCGGGCCGGAAGUACUGGGAAGACAUCGAAACUUUGCGCAAGACAGCCCAGGGAGUUCUCGACACAAGGAGAAAGCACAACACCGGCCGAAAGGAUCUGCUCUCGGCCAUGUUGGACGGUGUGGACCCGAAGACGGGACAGAAGCUUAGUGACUCGUCCAUCAUCGACAACCUCAUCACCUUCCUCAUCGCCGGCCACGAGACGACUUCAGGUCUGCUGAGCUUCACAUUCUAUCUCCUAAUCAAGCACCGCGACGCCUACCGUAAGGCACAAGAAGAGGUAGAUAAUGUGAUAGGCAAAGGGCCGAUUCAGGCGGAGCACAUCAAGAAGCUCCCUUAUAUUGCCGCCGUUCUCCGCGAGUCACUGCGCUUGUGUCCCACGAUCCCAAUCUUUGCCCGUGCGGCGAAGGAAGACACCGUGAUCGGAGGCAAAUACUUCGUCGCAAAGGACCAGAGGUUCGCUCUUCUACUGGCCGAGUCACACCUGGACCCCGCUGUCUACGGGGAGACGGCCAAGGACUUUGUGCCCGAGCGCAUGCUCGACGAGAGUUUCGAGCGCCUGACCAAGGAGUACCCCGAUUGCUGGAAGCCGUUCGGCACUGGCAUGCGGGCUUGCAUUGGCCGCCCAUUCGCGUGGCAGGAGGCCGUCCUCGUCAUGGCCAUGCUGCUCCAGAACUUCAACUUUGUCUUAGAUGACCCGAGCUAUGAGCUGCACUACAAACAGACCCUGACGACGAAGCCCAAGGACUUUUACAUGCGGGCCGUUCUUCGAGACGGACAAACCGCGACCGAGUUGGAGCGUCGGCUCGCUGGGGACGCCACCCCUAGCAAGCAACCGAAUGGGCACUCCAGGACGACAGCACCCAAGGCUGCUCUCUCCGGGGAAACCAAGCCCAUGAGCAUCUUCUACGGGUCCAACACAGGCACAUGCGAAAGCCUUGCCCAGCGGCUUGCGACCGACGCAGCAUCCCACGGAUAUGCGGCUACGGUGGUUGAUCCGAUGGACACGGCCACAGAGAGCUUGCCCACGGACCGCCCGGUGGUGAUCAUCACUGCGUCCUUCGAGGGCCAGCCGCCAGACAACGCGGCCAAGUUUUGCACCUGGUUGAAGAGCCUCAAAGCCAACGAGCUCCAAAAUGUUUCGUACGCCGUCUUCGGUUGCGGACACCACGACUGGACCCAGACCUUCCACCAGGUCCCCAAACUCGUUGGUCAGACCAUGAAAGCUCGUGGAGCCUCUCCCGUCUGCGACAUGGGUUUGACCGACGCGGCCCAGGGGGACAUGUUCACCGACUUCGAGCAGUGGGAAGACGACGUCUUCUGGCCGGCUAUCGAGGCCAAGUACGGCGCUGCGGACGGAGCCCCUGAGGCCGACGAAACCGUGAACUCAGACAGCCUCGACGUUCAGUUCUCUAGCCCCCGAUCCUCCACCCUCCGCCAGGACGUCAAGGAAGCGACUGUGCUCGCGGAGAGGGUACUCACUGCGGCCGGCAGUUCACCAAAGAAGCAUAUGGAAGUCCAACUCCCGGACGGGGUGACAUACAAAGUCGGGGACUAUCUCGCCGUGCUUCCCGUCAACUCAAAGGACAGCAUCAGCCGAGUCAUGCGGCAGUUCAAACUUUCUUGGGACUCGCAUAUUACCAUCGGGUCAGACAGAUGGACCGCUCUACCAACUGGCACGCCCGUUCCGGUUUACGAUGUACUUGGGUCUUACGUCGAACUUUCACAGCCGGCGACGAAGAGGGGAAUCCUAAAACUAGCUGAUGCAGCCAGUGACGAUAACACCAAACAACAACUUCAGGAGCUUGCCGGUGCCUCGUACGCCGGCGAAAUUAGCCUCAAGCGGGCCUCCAUACUCGAUCUCCUAGACAAGUUCCCCUCGGUCUCACUUCCGUUCGGCACCUUCCUGUCGCUACUUCCGCCCAUCCGUCCCAGGCAAUACUCCAUCUCCUCGUCGCCCCUCGACAACCCCAGCCGGGCAACGCUGACAUACUCGCUGCUCGACUCACCUUCCCUCGUCAACCCUGACAAGAGGUACAUGGGCGUUGCCACCUCAUACCUCUCGUCCCUCGUCGCUGGGGACAAGCUCCUCCUCUCGGUGCGCCCUACGCACACCGCAUUCCGCCUACCGGAUGCAGAACACAUGGAUAAAACCCCCAUCAUUUGUGUGGGUGCUGGUUCUGGGCUCGCCCCCUUCCGCGGCUUCAUCCAAGAACGGGCCGCGCUGCUUUCCAAGGGGUCCCAACUUGCCCCUGCGCUGUUGUUCCUAGGCUGCCGCGGACCACAGAUGGAUGACCUCUACCGUGAAGAGUUUGACAAGUGGCAAGAGCUUGGUGCGGUCGAUGUCCGGCGGGCGUUCAGCCGUGCCGAACCGGACGAGGGCGAGGCACACGGGUGUAAACAUGUGCAGGAUAGGCUCUGGCAUGACAGGGAGGAAGCCAAGGACAUGUGGAAAAGUGGUGCCAGGGUGUAUGUAUGUGGCUCGAGAGUUGUGGGCGAAGGGGUGAAGAAGGCCAUGGGCAGGAUCGUACUUGGUGAUGAGGCUACCGAGGAUGAGAUUACGCGGUGGUAUGAAGGGGUCCGGAAUGACCGCUACGCCACGGAUGUGUUUGACUAAGGGCAGGGUCCGGGGAGUACGGGAGCGACAGUGUGUUUUCCACUCAUAGAGUUUAUAGAG